Molecule: messenger RNA, 1457 nt
Organism: Sinocyclocheilus anshuiensis
Lineage: Eukaryota; Metazoa; Chordata; Actinopteri; Cypriniformes; Cyprinidae
Product: ras-related protein Rab-18-B-like
Exons: 7
Coding region: 125-742 (205 amino acids)
Molecular function (GO): GTP binding; GTPase activity
Source: RefSeq, a predicted model, not a curated record
UCGAAAGAUUGUACCGAAGAAGAGAGAAACGUUUGGCCCUCAAAUAAUAGUUUUGCUUUUCCAUUUUAUAUAUUUUUAUUUAUAUCGACAGUAUUUUUGCUCAUAGUGGCAUCUUCUGGAAAAUAUGACUGAGGAUAUUUUAACCACUCUGAAAAUACUGAUCAUCGGAGAAAGUGGAGUGGGCAAAUCCAGUCUUCUUUUGAGAUUUACAGAUGAUACAUUUGAUCCAGAAAUUGGUGCAACAAUUGGUGUAGAUUUCAAGGUGAAAACCCUGGCUGUGGAUGGGAACAGAGCAAAGCUUGCAAUCUGGGACACAGCAGGUCAGGAACGUUUUCGAACUUUAACACCCAGUUACUACAGAGGAGCUCAGGGUGUCAUUCUGGUGUAUGAUGUCACUAGGCGAGAGACAUUUGCUAAGCUGGAUAACUGGUUGAAUGAGCUGGAUACAUACUGUACAAGAAAUGAUCUUGUCAAAAUGCUGGUGGGAAACAAAAUUGAUAAGGAAGACCAUGAGCUUGAGCGAGAAGAGGGUCUGAAGUUCGCUAGAAAACAUUCCAUGCUUUUCAUAGAGGCCAGUGCAAAGACGAGGGAUGGUGUUCAGUGUGCAUUUGAGGAGCUGGUGGAGAAAAUCCUGCAAACUCCAGGCUUGUGGGAGAGCGUGCACAAGACAAGAGGAGUUGCCCUGUCUGAACUCUCUGAAACUGGUCAAGGAGGCUGUGGGGCGUAUUGCUCACUUCUCUAACACAAAAACUGUUUAAACAGUGCAGGUUAGAUUAGUUAACGCUUAUGUAUGCAGGAUAUUUGCCUAUGUAUCCGUGCAAGCACACAAGCAAAAUUCAAGAACACUCAUAUCUCAUGCUUAAAGCAUUAAUCAUUUAACUGGUCCAGCACAUACAAUAUUAGGACAAUUGCUGGAAAACUAGAUAAGCCUUAGGGGGGGACCUUUUCCACAUUUCCACAUUUUUAGCAAUGAAAUUAAUUUAAAGAGCUCUAUUGAAGGCAUGCUCAUCAUUUGUGUUCGGGAGGUGGAUAAAAAAGCUUAAUUACUCCAUUAUACCUCAGAUCAGUUUGCAUAUUUCUCGUAGUGUUUUACUUUGUUUUGUCCCAGUGCCUGUGUUUCUUAUUUAGGGAGAAGUAAACACUCAUCAGUCUAACUCGACCUUUCAAACUGCUGGAAUGAGACCUCAGUAGAACACAGAUUGCCAUCAACAUGCCCUCGCUUGAUGUCUGCAACGUGCGGAACUCCGUUCUUUCUUUAUCUGUCCAUCUUUGGAUCCCACUUUUUCCUACUGUCAGUCACUUGUUAACUCUCUUUCCUCUCUCUCGCUACAUGUAUCUGUCUUCAAUUCAGUUCUUUCAGUUCUGUCUCUUUUUCUCUGUCCCUCUGUCCCUCUCUACAGAAUAAUAAGAGUUACCAAGAUUUUGGAUCUGUGUUUUACUACAUUUAUUGACAUGGA